Trachymyrmex septentrionalis is the source of this 2552-nucleotide messenger RNA. RefSeq lists its product as uncharacterized. Bases 117 to 1862 code for a protein of 581 amino acids. NCBI's taxonomy places the organism in Eukaryota, Metazoa, Arthropoda, Insecta, Hymenoptera, Formicidae. The transcript is spliced from 3 exons. The record is from RefSeq and is a predicted model, not a curated record.
GAGAGAGAGAGAGAGAGAGAGAGAGAGAGAGAGUGUGUCUCUCUCAAUUUUCACGAUCCUGUACGAUUAUCGUUACAGUGAUACCAGUAGUGUUCCACCGUGGACACCAACGCGGUAUGCAGUUACGCAUUUAUAUCCUAGCCUGUCUCCUAUUAAAGGGGCUGGCUCGAGCCGAGGAAGUCGAGGUUGUGGAGGCGAUCCCGGGAGAAGAUAAUCGAAACGAGAAUUCAGCAUUGAAUCAUCAAGAUAACGAGUUAAUUAAUUCCGAUCAAUUAGCUUUGGAUUCCAUAGCGGAUAAGGAUACGGGAGGAAACCAUUAUAAAUCGGGUGGCCUUCGAGGUCAUCCUUUAUUACCACCGGGUCGAGGUGCAUUGAGUUUACCGCGUCCGCAUCAUAAUGUCGCUUACCAUGGCCCACCGCCGCCAUUGCCGCCUUCUAAAGCGCAAUCGGAAGCUAUGGAUAAGAUCUAUACCACGGGCGGCGGAGCCAGUACCGCGGUUGGCGUCGAACCUUGGCCGGCGCCGACGCCCGAUAUGCCGAAGAUCGUGUCGCUGGAUGUGAAAUGCGAGAAGAGUCUGAUGAAGGUCUAUCUGGGUUUCGACAAGCCGUUCUACGGCAUAGUCUUUAGUAAAGGCCACUACAGCAAUAUUAAUUGCGUACACCUGCCUGCGGGACUUGGUCGCACAUCCGUCAACUUCGACAUCAGCAUACACGCGUGCGGUACGGCCGGCAAUACGGAGAAUGGAUUGUACGGUUACGGCGCCGAAUCUGGAUCCGGGACGUUUUUCGAAAACAUCAUAGUGGUACAAUACGAUCCUCAGGUGCAAGAAGUCUGGGAUCAGGCGCGCAAACUGCGCUGCACUUGGCACGAUCUGUAUGAGAAAUCGGUCACCUUCCGUCCGUUUCCCGUGGAUAUGCUGGAUGUGGUUCGCGCGGAUUUCGCUGGUGAUAAUGUCGGAUGCUGGAUGCAGAUACAAGUUGGCAAGGGACCGUGGGCUUCCGAGGUUUCGGGGCUUGUCAAGAUCGGUCAGACUAUGACGAUGGUACUCGCGAUUAAGGAUGACGAUUCCAAGUUCGAUAUGCUCGUGAGAAAUUGCAUGGCUCACGAUGGCAAACGCGCCCCGAUACAACUGGUGGAUCAGCGAGGCUGUAUCACGCGACCUAAAUUGAUGUCUAGAUUUACAAAAAUCAAGAAUUUCGGCGCUUCGGCGUCCGUGCUGUCGUACGCUCAUUUCCAGGCGUUCAAGUUUCCGGACUCCAUGGAGGUACACUUUCAAUGUACCAUACAGAUAUGUCGGUAUCAAUGUCCGGAACAGUGUUCGGAAUCGUCGUCGCUUUUGGAGAGUCAGGGUCUUCUAGAGAAUCACCAUCAUCAUUCCCCGACGAAUGAACAUCCUGACGUCGGAUACGGUCUUCCGCCACCGAUCCCGCUGCCGUUGGAGGCUUAUUUACAGGCAGCGGCUGGACGGCCCCGAGACGAAAGGAGAAGAAAAUCCCGAGAGAUAGUGCACAAUCCGCAAAAGGCCGUUGGUGUGAAUCGAAUUAUUCGAGUUGUCUCGACCGGUGACCUGACCUUUUCCAUCGAUGAGAACAACAACAGCGAACUGAAUGGACCAACGAUGGUGUUCCCGCAACGUCACGAAAAUACAGCCAGCUCGACCAUGAUCUGCAUGACCACUCCUGGAUUUGCGAUUACUCUCAUCGUGCUACUCGCCGUUCUACUUUCCUCGUGCGUGUUGUCCGCUUAUCUUUUUAUGCGUCUCAGGCCCUUCUCGGCGAGGACCAGGAAAUCCACGGCGUUUUCUAACGUCGAACAGAAUGGCGCGACGAAGAAAUCUUCGAGAACAUGCUUCUACUCAUAGAAAUAUUUGUCCACGAGUCAUCUCGAAUUUCGGUGAUUCCGAUAUCUCAAUUCUGGAAGAGGGACCGUCGAAUUUCAUUUGGUCCUCUUCUUCAAAACCGGUUUACAUGGUUUCCUGGGCGAUAUCGUUGACACGUCGUUGGAGGUCAGCACUUCCGUAAGACGAAUGCGAAUCGUGCAGAGAAAAAGAAAUUAGUCUUAGCGAAUACAACUUUGUCAAGACAAAAAAUUAGCGGUAAACGGAUGGAAAUUGUUUGUAUUAUUUUCAAUAUUUUUUUGGCCAUUAACUGACAGUAUUUUUUUGUAUGUAUAUUUUACAUGUAUUCAGAAUUUUGAGCGAGUCGUGCACAUAUAGCGGAACAUUUUUUACCAGAAGGCCAGGAAGGGAAUUUAUGUAGACUGGUCUUCGAAAUUGCGAAUCUUCAGGUUUCAUAGAGGCUAUCGAGUGUCGCAAGCACGACUCUAUAUAAAGGCUACGUUUUCUUAACGUGGUAGUAUCAGCGGCAUUAUUUUACAAUAAAUUGUAGUACUCGUGCCGUUUUCGUUUAACGCGUAUUAUGGUCUCUAUAUAGAGUUGUGCUUCGUCAUAAUGAAACUUAAGCUCAGGCCUUUAUAGGCAAAAACAUAGGCGAUACGCCGAAGAUUUAGUCAAAGAUAAUCAAACCUAUUUCUGCGUUUAUUAUUUAUCAAU